CCCUUGAGGGCUUGUUCCUCACAAUAUUCAAUGGUUGUUCAGAGGGGCCAGAUUUCAUAUGUCGUUUUUUUUGCUGCCGGUGGGUUUUGGCAGGGGGGAGGGGCCGAGCGGAGGUUGGAGGGAGGAGACGAUGGUCGAGGGAGGUGAUGAUGAAGGGAGGAGGAUUGUGGAUGAAGGUGAUGGAGGGAGGAGGUGAUGGUGGAGGAAGGUGAUGGAGGGAGGAGGAGGUGGUUGGAGGACGAAAGAGGCGAUGGCAAUUGGAUAGAGGAAGAGAGAGGGGAUGGUGGAGGGAGGUGAUGGAGGGAGAAGAGGGGUGUUAGAGGGAGGAUGGAGACGAUGGACAAGGAGGGAGGUGGGGGCCGAUGGAGAGACGUCGGAGGCAAUGGACGAUGAGGGACGAGGCGGGCGAAGAAGGGAGGAGGGAUUUGGUAGGCUGGGAAGUUGUGGACAUGGGGGGUGCAGUGGCCCAGGGGAGGUGAUGGUAGGGGGAGGUGAUGGAGGGAGGAGGCGAUGGUGGAGGGAGGUGAUGGAGGGAGGAGGCGAUGGUGGAGGAAGCUUAUGGAGGGAGGAGGUGAUGGUGGAGGAAGCUUACGGACGGAGGAGGCGAUGGCGGAGGAAGCUUAUGGACGGAGGAGGCGAUGGUGGAGGAAGCUUAUGGAGGGAGGAGGCGAUAAUGGAGGAAGCUUAUGAAGGGAGGAGGCGAUGGUGGAGGGAGAUUGGAUAUAGGCCAGACUUUCUGUUCCUCCUUCAAACAAUCAUGACAACCGAUGCCGGGGCAGCGGUGGACUUCGCAAUAAAUAUGGGCCGUAUGGAAGGAGGGUGUCCACUUGAUUACAAUACCAUAACCAACCUCUUCUUGCAGCGCAAUAUGAUCAGGGAGGCAACAACGUUCUUGCUUGAUGUGCUGAAACCAAAUCUUCCUGAGCAUGCCAUGCUUCAGACAAGGGUGCUGGAGGUAAAUUUGCUUAUGUUCCCGAAAGUUGCAGAGGCCAUCCUUGCCACAAGGAUGAUCACACAUUAUGAUCGCCCAAGGAUUGCACAGCUCUGCGAAAAAGCUGGUCUGUACCAUCGAGCUCUUGAGCACUACACAGAUCUGAUGGACAUCAAGCGUGUGGUUGUCAAUACACAUUCUAUUUCACCCCAAGCACUGGUGGAGUACUUCGGGACGCUCUCACGUGAAUGGGCCCUUGAAUGCAUGAAAGAGAUUCUUUUGGUUAAUCCAAGAGGGAACUUGCAGAUUGUUGUUCAGAUUGCAAAGGAGUACUCGGAGCAGUUGGGUCUCGAGGAGUGUGUAAAGAUAUUCGAGCAGUUCAAAUCUUAUGAAGGAUUGUACUUCUUCCUACAGCCAUUGAUUGCCACCAGUGAGGACAAGAAAAUUCAUUUCAAGUAUAUUGAGGCAGCUGCAAAAAUGAAUCAGUUGCAAGAAGUGGAGAGAGUAACAAGAGAGUCCAAUCACUAUGACCCUGAGAAAGUCCUCGACUUUUUGUUGGAUAUCAAGUUGCCGGAUUCGAGACCAUUGAUCAACGUCUGUGACAGAUUCAACUAUGUUCCACAGCUCAUACACCAUCUCUACAGUAACAAAUUGCUUCGUUACAUAGAAGGAUAUGUGCAGAAGGUUAACCCCGGAAAUACACAUAUUGUGGUAGGGAAACUUGUUGACGAGGAAGCACCAGAGGAUUUCAUCAAGGGCCUUAUCAUCUCUGUUCGCAGCCUCUUGCCAGUUGAGCCACUAGUUGAGGCUUGCGAGAAAAGGUCUGUGCCAUGAUAUCUAUUUAUAGCCAUAGCCUGCUCUCAGAUCUCAUCUGCUUGUCUUGAUAUAUGUGCUAUUGAGUGACAUGAUCAGCAAACGGAAGUGUUGAGCAUGUUGUGAAGAAGAGAGUAGCUAGAAAAGGGUGUCACAAGUGCCUCCCAGGUGUAAUAUGCCCUUCCACCUCCUUUUCACAACAUCUUGAUCUUGAGUGCUGUGUCGCCGACGCAUUCACACUUGCCAUGUUCUGGGGGAUGUACCGUGCUAGUAGCACAGACAAAUUGCUCGGGAACGCAGUUGUGUGAGUGUGCUGGAAUAGAACGUCCAGGUCAUUUUGCAG
This is a messenger RNA of Chara braunii, 2087 nucleotides long. The record is from the annotation of a GenBank genome assembly. Lineage: Eukaryota; Viridiplantae; Streptophyta; Charophyceae; Charales; Characeae.